CCUCGCGCCCAGCGCUGCAUCCGGGCCCCCUGCCCAUCCCCAGCCGUGGCCGCACUUUGCCUCUCCCGGCCUGCCCCGCCGGGGCGCAGCCCGUACCCUGCCCGUGGCUCCUAGCGCGGGGCGAGGGUGAAGUGGAGAGGGAGACUGCUCCCAGACGGUUGCGAGGCAGAAAGUGUGGGGAUCUGGCCUUCUCACCAGUCCCCUCGCUCCAGACCCUAUGCCAGAAGCCCCUUGUCCACAGUGACGUAAAGCAGGCACCUUCUUUGUCCUUGGAGGGCAGCCGGCGCCUGGGAACGAGCGUCUCGGUGCUCUCAGCCGGCGCUGAACGCGAGUGGAUCCGGCCAGGCCCCCUCAAAUGAUGGGGUGCAGGCAGUCAGCUGUCCUUGUGUCUCUGUUUCUCGCACCUACUGCGCCCUUCCUCAUCGACACUCCUUUCCGUUGUCUUCAACUGAUCCCCCCUAAGUGGCUUCAUCUUGAUAGAGGGUUGAGGAAAAGGAUUGGGUUUUAGAGAACGUUACAGAAUUCAAACACGAGCCCAGUCUCUCAGCAGGCCCCAGGACCAAAAAGGACAGGGAUUGCAAACCAGGGCAUCAUCCCUUCCUGGGCUUCCUGUAAGUACAGAAUGGCCACACUCAAGCUUACCUUCAAGGCUGAACCGGAAACCUGGAAAGAUAAAGGUUCUGGUGAAAGCAGAUGGAAUGUCUCAUCAGGAGCAUGAGAAAAUGGUUCAUUUCAGCCAGAAUCUCAAGCCCAAGGCCUGCCGCUUUCCAAAGCAACAGGAAGCCUGCUUCUGUGUCAGUUCUGGAGUCCAACCCAGGGGGUGGGGUUGCUGCCCACAUUCUGCCCCCUACCUCCUGCAGGCCAGCGGUGCGAGGAGGAAUGCCUUUCCCCCUGGCAUCACAAUCCGGGUGGUCUCUGCCCCCAGAGAAGGUGGCCCUGGUAAUUGGGGGCCUCGCUGGGGGGUUGCUGCUGCUACUGUUGCUGAUCUGGGUGAGCUGCUGUCUCUGGAAGAAGCUUCGGACCCUGUCCACCUAUGAGGAGCUGCCAGGGAGCACCACUGCCUCCAGCGUACAGGGGGGCAAGCUCUACCCCCCACCUGCCAGGACGCAGACAAGCAGCCUCCAGCCCUCAACCCCUAUGGGCUGAGCGCAAGGAGGCCACAACGGUCACUUGCCACCAAUAUGUAUAUCAUCUCCCCACCUCGGGACAGGCCUCCAGGUGUGCCAUUCGUGGUGCCUCCUUCCCUUCAAGACCAAGACUGGGUACCCCUACACCGUGGAGAGUGGGCCCAGGCCCUACAGGACCCUUGCCUCUCCCCAGAGUUCCUGCCCCGCCCCUCCAGUGGCAGCGUUGGAAAUACAGGCACGGUGGGGACCAUCAACCCAGAUCUAUAUAAGUUCCUGGAGGACAAGAGUGAAACCAACUUCCCUGAGGGCUGCCUGGGACGGCUGUGGUUCUCCGUGGAAUAUCAGCAGGAUGCCGAGCGGCUGUUGGUGGGCUUAAUCAAGGCUCGGAGGCUGCGAGCCCCCUCGGAGAGCUGCAGCCCCCUCGUGAAGCUGCACCUGCUGCCCGACGAGCGGCGCUUCCUCCAGUCGAAGACCAAACGCAAGACCUCCAGCCCGCAGUUUGAUGAGCACUUCAUCUUCCAGGUGUCCAGCAAGAACAUCACUCAAAGGGUACUCAGGUUCUCCGUGUACCACGUGGACAGGCAGAGGAAGCACCAGCUCCUGGGCCAGGUGUUCUUCCCCCUGAGAAAUGAGCCCCUGGCCGGUGACUGCCCGCAUGUCAUCUGGAGAGACCUGGAGGCUGAGAGUGGAGAGCCUCCCUCCGAGUUUGGAGACCUGCAGUUCUGUCUCAGCUACAAUGACUGCCUGUGUCGCCUGACUGUGGUCGUGCUGCGAGCCAAGGGCCUCCAGCUCCAGGAGGACACGAGUUUCGUCAGUGUGUUUGUCAAAGUGUCUCUGAUGAACCACAACAAGUUUGUCAAGUGCAAGAAGACUUCGGCGGUGCUGGGCUCAGCCAACCCCGUGUACAGCGAGACUUUCAGCUUCAAGGCCGAUCCUGCGGAGCUGGACACUGCCAGCCUCAGCCUGACCGUGCUGCAGAGCACCAGAGGGGAGAACAGCCACCAGCUGGGCCGGGUGGUGGUGGGCCCCUACAUGUACGCCCGAGGCAGACAGCUGGAGCACUGGAACGCGAUGCUCAGCAAGCCCAAGGAGCUGGUGAAGCGCUGGCAUGCGCUCUGUCCCACCCCUGAGCCCUGACUCGGCUCAGGACCUCCGUUCUGCCUCCGGAGCCUGCCCUCCCCUGUGGCAGCCAGGAGCCUGGACGGUCGGGCCAGCAUCUCCUUGGGCUGCCAGGGCGGCCUGAGCCAGGGCAGCGUGCGUGCUGAGAGGCAGGAGAGAAGAGGGACCAGCGAGCUCCAGCCGGGUCAGCAGCAUGGCUGGCCACCACCUGCCAGCCUCA
Messenger RNA from Mustela lutreola (European mink), 2466 nucleotides. RefSeq names its product synaptotagmin-15-like. The record is from RefSeq and is a predicted model, not a curated record. Lineage: Eukaryota; Metazoa; Chordata; Mammalia; Carnivora; Mustelidae. Gene Ontology annotation, biological process: calcium-ion regulated exocytosis; regulation of dopamine secretion; cellular response to calcium ion. Bases 1182 to 2264 code for a protein of 360 amino acids. Gene Ontology annotation, molecular function: calcium ion binding; calcium-dependent phospholipid binding; clathrin binding. The transcript has 7 exons.